Messenger RNA from Notodromas monacha, 1623 nucleotides. NCBI's taxonomy places the organism in Eukaryota, Metazoa, Arthropoda, Ostracoda, Podocopida, Cyprididae. The record is from the annotation of a GenBank genome assembly.
GAUGCUGAGCUUCUGGCGAAAUUAUCAUCAGCUUGCAAGGAUUUGCUCGAAAGAACUGACGAAAGUGGACUCGGCUGGCUGCAAACAACAGUCUGCAACUGCGAGGGUCGUUUGGACAACGUGAAAGCCGGCCUCAGGGUUUGGCACGACUUCUUAUCCAGAAUCUCGUCUUCUUGGGCCACAUUGACUCUGAAGCUACAAGAACCCAAAGAAGUCAUUUCCAGGGUUCUGAAAUUUUUUGAAAGACCGAAAGUCGUGCAAUUCGAAGACAUCGCCGCUGCUGUUGAGGAAAACAAGAGUUUGGAAGAAGAUUUGAGGAAUGCGGAAAAGGUGCUCAACGAAGCAUCAGCAGAUCUUGAUGAAUUGUCCAGCAGUGUUGUUGCAGCAAGAGACGUUCGAGACAUGCGACAAGACCUGAGGAUCAUUCAAAAUCAAUGCGCAGAUUGCAUUCAUCAAUUGAUCAUGGAGAGAAACCGAUUGGAUGAUCUCAAUGAUUGUUGGGUUUCUUACCGUGCUACGUACGAGAUAUUGAAACGUGAUUUGCAAGAAUCCAAGGAUGAAAUUUCCCGUGAAGUUGUUCCUUCUGCUGGAACCACGUGCCCAAACAUUCAGCAGCAGAAACGUUUUCUGCAAACUGCGAUGAACCGGUUUUUCGGACCUGGAAGUUCGAAUCAAGAGAAUUUCAGUAGAUUUGCUUUACUCGGUGACACUCUGCAAUCUUCACUAGCUGUUGUUGAAUCUGCUGAAACGGGGUCAGAGAAAAGCUCUGUGGAAGAAGUUGAAAAAAUGCGUGGAGAAAUUGAAACCUUUUGGAAUGAUCUUCGUGGUGGCUUCGAGACGCGAAUUUCUGCGUUGAAUCAGCUUUCAAAGAAAAUUGAAGAAGCCAAUGAACAAGCAACGGAACUGGAUCUCAAAUUGACCGAGUGUCAGGUGACUUGUCAACCAAAGUCUGUGGUGCCGAUCGAAACAAUUUCUUUUGCUCGUAUGGAAACCUCAAAAGCCCUGGAAAAAUUGGCCGAGUACGAAAGUGUGCUGAACUCAACCACCAGCCGAUUGGAAGAAAUUUCGGCGGAAGCAGAAACAAUCGGAGCCUCAGCAGAAAAGCGAAAUCUGCAACUCAGCAUUGAAGCCAUUCACAAGAGAUGGAAUUCAAUCAAGGACAUGGGCGAAGAUGAACUAGUUCAUCUCUCUCAGUUAUCAGAAGACGCUGAGAAGUUCGUCGACGCUUAUGGAAAGUUUGACAAAUGGCUGAAAUCUGCAGAAGCCAAAUUCAGAGAUUGCAAAACAUCCGCGGAUUUGCAUACUCAAGUAGAACUUAAGCAAGAAGCGGACAGAUUCCAGGAUUUAUCCGGAAGAAUUUUCAAGCAACUCGAGAACUUGAAGCAUCUCAACAAGUGUUACGAGUCCCUCGUGUUCAAUGGAGCCGAUGUGAAUUACAAGAUGUCGCCGGAUGAUGGUAAUGCUAGUGACUCGAAGAGCUUGAAAGACAUGGCGGAAGCGUCGAAUCGAAGAUGGCGGCGGCUAUCGGAUUACGCCGACAGGGUCAACAGGAGACUCAAGCACCAAAGAGACCAAUACUCGGCCCACAUGGGUUCUGUGGAGCAGAGCACCAUUCAAGUCUAA